AUCACACACGCUCACUCUGCCGCGGUCGGUGAAGGGGUGUCGAUGACCGGCGGGGUUUGAGGAACACAUGCCGCGGAGGUGCGUGGAUUAGCUCUAUAUGCGAAUAUCUCCGGGAGAGAGGAGCCAGUGGAGGCUUCCCGACUCUGAGCAGCCAUGGCUGAAGGAGGAGAAGGAGAGGACGAGAUUCAGUUCCUCAGGACUGAUGAUGAAGUGGUGCUCCAGUGCGUGGCGUGUAUCCAGAAGGAGAAUCGCAAGUUCUGCCUGGCUGCUGAAGGGCUCGGCAAUCGGCUGUGCUACCUGGAGCCCACGUCUGAGGCAAAGUAUGUUCCUCCGGACCUCUGCAUCUGCACCUUUGUUUUGGAGCAGUCUCUCUCUGUUCGGGCUCUACAGGAGAUGCUUGCGAAAAGUGGACAGAACAGCGAAGCGAGGCUUAUAAGAAAGGCAGCGCAGAGUGGUGGACACAAGACUCUACUAUACGGACAUGCCAUCCUGCUGCGGCACUCCUUCAGCUCUAUGUAUCUGGCCUGUUUGAAGACAUCAAGGUCACAGACAGAUAAGCUGUCCUUUGAUGUCGGCCUGCAGGAGGAUUCAACAGGCGAGGCGUGUUGGUGGACGAUCCAUCCGGCCUCCAAACAGAGAUCAGAAGGAGAGAAGGUUCGGAUUGGCGAUGACCUCAUCCUCGUCAGUGUCUCUUCCGAGAGAUACCUUCACUUGUCGAUCUCAAGUGGAAACAUCCAGGUGGAUGCCUCCUUCAUGCAGACCCUGUGGAACGUGCAUCCCAUCUGCUCCGGAAGCAACGUUGAGGAAGGUUACCUGUUAGGUGGGCAUGUAAUGCGACUGUUCCAUGGGCAUGAUGAAGUUGUCACCAUUCCAGGAUCAGACCAGAGUGAGGAGCAGCAGAGGAUAGUAAACUAUGAGACGGGUAAAGCCGGUGCCAAUGCCAGGUCCCUGUGGAGACUGGAGCCGCUCCGGAUCAGCUGGAGCGGCAGCCACAUCCGCUGGGGUCAACCUUUUCGACUGCGACAUCUGACCACCGGUCACUACCUGGCCCUGGCAGACGACCGGGGUUUAGUGCUGCAGGAUAUUGAGAAGUCUGACACGAUUGCCACCGCCUUCUGCUUUAGAUCCUCAAAGGAGAAGCUGGAGCAGAGCCCCAAGCGUGACAUUGAGGGUAUGGGGGUCGCUGAGAUUAAAUAUGGGGACUCGCUUUGCUUCGUCAUGCACGUGGCCACGGGACUGUGGCUUUCAUAUCAGGCACCUGAUGUCAAAUCCGCUCGCCUCGGUCCGCUCAAGAGACGAGCUUGCCUGCAUGCUGAGGGUCACAUGGAUGAUGGUCUAACCCUUCAGCGCUGUCAACACGAAGAAUCCAGAGCAGCUCGAAUUAUUCGCAACACUACUCGACUCUUCAACCGAUUCAUCAGAGAUCUGGAUUGUCUGGGUGCUAAGAAUAAAGCCCUGGUGGUGCUGCCAGUCGAGGAGGUGCUCCAAACUCUCAAUGACCUCAUCACUUACUUCCAGCUUCCAGACGCGGAGUUGGAGCACGAGGAGAAGCAAAUCAAACUGCGCUCACUAAAGAACCGACAGAAUUUAUUCAAACAGGAAGGCAUGCUCACGCUAGUGUCCAACUGCAUUGACCGACUAAACGUCUACAACAGUGUGGCCCACUUUGGGGAGUGUGCCGGUUCAGAAGCAGGAGCAGCCUGGAAGGACAUUCUUAACCUGCUGUAUGAGCUGCUGGCAGCGUUAAUUCGAGGGAACAGGAACAACUGCACCCAAUUCUCAAAUAACUUGGACUGGCUGGUCAACAAGCUGGAGAGAUUGGAGUCGUCCUCAGGCAUCCUGGAAGUCCUCCAUUGCAUUCUAAUUGAGAGCCCUGAGGCCCUCAACAUCAUCCAGAGAGGACAUAUCAAGUCCAUCAUUUCGCUGCUGUACAAGCACGGACGCAACCACAAGAUUCUGGACGUGCUCUGCUCACUCUGCGUGUGUAAUGGUGUAGCUGUGAGAACCAAUCAGAACCUCAUCUGCGAUCACUUGCUGCCCAAGAGAGAUCUGCUGCUCCAAACGCAGCUGGUCAAUGACGUCCAAAGCAUGAGACCAAACAUCUUCCUCGGGGUGAGCGAUGGCUCGGCCCAGUACAAGAAGUGGUACUACGAGCUGAUGAUUGACCAGGUGGACCACUUUGUGACGAGCGAACCCUCGCAUCUGCGGGUGGGCUGGGCCAACACCAAAGGCUACGCCCCCUACCCCGGUGGAGGAGAGGGCUGGGGUGGAAAUGGAGUCGGAGAUGACCUGUACUCAUUCGGGUUUGAUGGACUUCACCUGUGGUCUGGUCGAAUUCCCCGAGCCGUUGCAUCGCUGAACCAGCACAUUCUGACCUCUGAGGACGUGGUGAGCUGUUGUCUGGACCUGGGUGCUCCCAGCAUCUCUUUCAGGAUCAAUGGUCAGCCUGUACAGGGCAUGUUUGAGAACUUCAACACGGACGGGCUUUUCUUCCCAGUGGUGAGCUUCUCUGCUGGAGUCAGGGUUCGAUUCCUUUUGGGUGGUCGACAUGGCGACUUCAAAUUCUUGCCGCCGUCAACUUAUGCUCCGUGCUUCGAAGCUCUUCUGCCGAAAGAAAAGAUGCGUGUGGAGGCAGUGAAGGAGUACAAGAGAGAUGUGGAGGGAGUCCGAGAUCUGCUGGGCACCACACUCAUCUCCUCACAGGCCUUGUUCCUUCCCACACCUGUGGAGACCAGCCAGGUUGUCAUGCCGACUUACUUAGAAAAGGUUCGGGACAAACUGGCCGAGAACAUCCAUGAGCUUUGGGGCAUGAAUAAGAUUGAGUUGGGAUGGUCGUAUGGCAAGAUCCGAGACGAUAAUAAGCGGCAGCAUCCAUGUCUGGUGGAUUUUUCAAAGCUCCCGGAAACUGAGAAGAACUACAAUCUGCAGAUGUCAACUGAAACUUUGAAGACCCUUAUAGCUCUAGGGUGUCACGUUGUCCAUGUCCACCCGAAUGCCGAGGAUGCCCUCAAAAAGAUCAAGCUUCCAAAGAACUACAUGAUGUCAAACGGAUACAAACCGACCCCUUUGGAUCUGUCUGACAUCAAACUGACUCCAAGUCAGGAACUGCUGGUAGACAAACUGGCAGAGAACGCUCAUAAUGUCUGGGCCAAGGACCGAAUCAAGCAGGGAUGGACAUAUGGCAUUCAGCAGGAUCUCAAGAGUAAACGCAACCCUCGCCUGGUUCCAUAUUCUCUCCUGGACGAACGAACCAAGAAGUCCAACCGGGACAGUCUCCGAGAGGCUAUUCGCACUCUGAUUGGCUACGGAUACAACAUAGAGCCGUCCGACCAGGAAGGCGGGCAAGUGGUUGAGCGGCUCAGUAUUGACAAAAUACGCUUCUUCAGAGUGGAGAGGACGUAUGCAGUGAAGACUGGAAGGUGGUACUUUGAGUUUGAAGCCGUGACAGGUGGAGACAUGCGAGUGGGCUGGGCCAGACCCGGGUGUAAACCUGAUGUGGAGCUGGGCACCGACGAUUUGGCCUUUGUUUUUGAUGGAUACAGAGGUCACUGUCUGAACAUGGGGGGUCGUUUGUUUGGACGCUGCUGGCACGCCGGAGACGUGGUCGGCUGCAUGAUUAACAUGGAGGACAAGUCCAUGAUAUUCACCCUCAACGGGGAAAUCCUGAUCACAACAAAGGGAUCUGAACUGUGUUUCACUGACUUUGAAACUGAGGAUGGGUUCAUUCCAGUGUGCAGUCUGGGCCUCUCACAGGUGGGCCGCAUGAAUCUGGGCAAGGAUGCUAGCACCUUCAAGUACUACACCAUGUGCGGCCUCCAGGAAGGGUUUGAGCCUUUUGCUGUCAACAUGAACAGAGAGCUCACCAUGUGGUUCAGCAAACGACUGCCAACAUUUGUCAACGUGCCCAAGGACCACAAUCAUAUCGCUGUAACCAGGAUUGACGGCACUAUCGACAGCCCCCCUUGUCUUAAAGUCACUCACAAAACAUUUGGGAGCCAAAACAGCAAUGCUGACAUGGUCUUUUGUCGCCUCAGCAUGCCUGUAGAGUUUCACUCUUUCUUUAAGUCCACACCAAUGGCGGACAUGAAUGGACUCCAUGAUGAGGAGUCGCUGAAAGUCAAACACAGAUAUCCACUGAGAUCUGUGAGACAUAGUGAUGAGAGUCGACGGAUUGACUACAGCAGCAUCACUACGUACUACCACUCUGUGAGGGUCUUUGCCGGCCAGGACCCUGCUGGAGUUUGGGUCGGCUGGGUUACCCCUGACUAUCAUUACUACAGCAACAACUUCAAUCUCAGUAAAAACAGAACAGUGACCGUCACACUUGGGGAUGAGCGUGGACGAGUACAUGAGAGUGUGCGGAGGAGCAACUGCUACAUGGUUUGGGGUGGUGAGGUGACAAACGCUGCUCAUGGUGCCAGUCGCAGCAACGUGGACCUGGAGAUUGGCUGUCUGAUUGACCUCGCCACUGGAUUGGUGACUUUCACAGUCAAUGGCAAAGAACUAUCAACAUCUUAUCAAGUGGAACCAAAUACAAAGCUGUUUCCAGCUGUGUUUGUGCGGCCCACCAGCCCUAACCUCUUUCAGUUUGAGCUCCCAAAGAUAAAGAAUGCUAUGCCUCUGUCGUCGGCCAUCUUUAAAAGUGAACACAAGAACCCGGUGCCUCAGUGUCCACCCCGGCUGGAUGUCCAGACCAUCAAUGCGGUUUUGUGGAGCCGCAUGCCCAAUACCUUCCUGAAGGUGGAGACAGCAAGGGUCAAUGACCGGCAUGGGUGGGUGGUCCAGUGUACCGAGCCGUUGCAGAUGUUGGCUGUCCAUAUACCAGAGGAGAACAGAUGUGUGGACAUCAUGGAGCUGUCAGAGCAGGAGGACAUGAAGACCUUCCACUACCACACCCUGAAGCUCUACUGCGCCCUCUGUGCUUUGGGAAACACCAGAGUGGCUCAUGCCCUCUGCAGCCACCUGGAUCAGUCCCAGCUCCUGUACACCAUCGACAACCAGUACCUGUCGGGGAGGUUACGUGAGGGGUUCUACAACGUGCUGAUCAGCAUCCACCUGGAGACAGCUAAAGAGGCACGACUCAUGAUGAAGGAUGAAUUCAUCAUCCCUGUCACGGCAGAGACUCGCUCCAUCCGUCUGUUUUCCAAUGCGUCUAAAAAGCACCUCCCUCCAGGGGUGGGGCUCAGCACAUCACUGAAACCUCGACUCAACUUUGCGCCGCCCUGCUUCAUCAGCACCAAGCAGGGUCAGCAUCUUUACAGUCCUCAAAUCCCACUGGACGCCUUGAAAGCAAAAGCCAUCCUGAUGCUGACGGAGGCUGUCCAAGGUGGCGGCCAUCAUAUUCGAGAUCCUGUUGGAGGAUGUGUUGAGUUUCAGUUUGUUCCUAUUUUGAAACUCAUAAGCACCCUGCUCACCAUGGGGGUCUUGGGGAGCGAGGACGUGCAUAAGAUCUUGAUGCUCAUUGACCCAAACGUGUUCCAAGAGGCGCACGAUAUUGGAACGACAAAUGCCAUUGACAAAGAGGGACUAACUGGGGCGGAGGAGAAGGCAGUAGAGGCUGGAGAAGAAGAUGCAGCCAAAGAGGCGAACCAGCCCCUAAAAGGGCUGCUGGAGAAGAGACUGCCAGAACCGGUGAAACGUCAGAUGUGCGAGCUGCUUCACUAUUUCUGCGACUGCGAGCUGAAGCACAGAAUCGAGGCCAUCGUGUCCUUCUCUGACAACUUUGUCUCAAAGCUGCAGUACAAUCAGAAGUUCCGCUACAAUGAGCUGAUGCUGGCGCUCAACAUGUCGGCAGCCGUCACUGCCAAGAAGACCAAAGAAUUCCGCUCACCUCCUCAAGAACAGAUCAACAUGCUGCUGACCUUCAGCACUGGUGAUGACUGUCCUUGUCCAACAGACAUCCAGGAGGAGCUUUAUGAUUUCCACAACCAGCUGCAGCUGCACUGUGGGAUCCCCAUGGAGGAAGACGAGGACCAAGAGGACAUGUCAAUCAAGGGUCGCCUCAUGACCCUGGUGAACAAGAUCAAAGGACAGGCACAUAAAACUGAGCAGCCCACUGAGAAGGAGCAGACUGCUCCAUCGAACCUGAAGGAGUUGAUCUCACAGACAAUGGUCACUUGGGCCCAGGAGUGCCACAUUCAAGACCCCAAACUCGUUCGCAAAAUGUUCAGCCUUCUACGGAGGCAGUACGACAGCAUUGGGGAGCUGCUGCGAGCCAUGAGGAAGACCUACACCAUCAGCGCUGCCUCGGUCCAGGACACCAUAAACCUCUUGGCCUCCCUGGGACAGAUCCGGUCUCUACUGUCAGUUCGCAUGGGGAAAGAGGAGGAGAAGCUGAUGAUUGAUGGACUUGGUGACAUCAUGAACAACAAAGUAUUCUACCAGCAUCCGAAUCUCAUGAGGAUAUUGGGCAUGCAUGAGACUGUGAUGGAGGUGAUGGUGAACGUCCUUGGGGGUGACAAAUCACAGGAAAUCGCGUUCCCCAAAAUGGUAGCCAGCUGCUGUCGCUUCCUUUGCUACUUCUGCCGAAUCAGCCGCCAGAACCAGAAAGCUAUGUUCGAUCAUCUGAGCUACCUGCUGGAGAACAGCAGCGUGGGACUAGCUUCGCCCGCCAUGAGAGGCUCCACUCCUCUGGAUGUAGCUGCCUCUUCUGUGAUGGACAACAAUGGCCUGGCUCUUGCCCUCGAGGAGCCUGAUCUGGACAAGGUGGUGAACUACCUGGCAGGCUGUGGUCUCCAGAGCUGUCCGAUGCUUUUGGCGAAAGGUUACCCUGACAUCGGCUGGAAUCCUAUCGAGGGAGAGCGUUACCUUUCCUUCUUGCGGUUUGCUGUCUUUGUUAAUGGUGAGAGUGUCGAGGAAAAUUCCAGUGUUGUGGUGAAGCUGCUUAUUCGUCGCCCUGAGUGCUUUGGACCUGCCCUGAGGGGGGAGGGAGGCAAUGGCCUGUUGGCAGCCAUGAAGGAAGCAAUCAAAAUCUCUGAGACACCUGCGCUGGACCUGCCGGGCUCUGUUCACGGUUUUAGCUCAGACGUCUCUACUGAAGGUGAUGAUGAGGAGGAGGUGGUUCACAUGGGCAACGCCAUCAUGUCCUUCUACUCUGCGCUCAUCGACCUGCUUGGACGUUGUGCGCCAGAAAUGCAUCUCAUUAACAAGGGCAAAGGUGAAGCUCUUCGUAUCCGUGCCAUACUGCGCUCCCUGGUUCCCACCGAAGACCUUGUGGGGAUCAUCAGUAUACCACUUAAAAUGCCCAUCAUCAACAAAGAUGGCUCCGUAACCGAGCCGGACAUGUCUGCCAGCUUCUGUCCGGAUCACAAGGCCCCCAUGGUGCUGUUUUUGGACAGGGUGUACGGCAUUGAGGAUCAGAGCUUCAUGCUGCACCUGCUGGAAGUCGGCUUUCUCCCUGACCUGAGGGCAGCUAACUCGCUCGACACGGAAGGUCUGUGCACGACUGAGACGGCUCUGGCUAUGAACCGCUACAUCGGGUCGGCCAUGCUUCCCCUCCUCACACGAUGUGCUCCCCUCUUUGCUGGGACUGAGCACCAUGCUACGCUCAUGGACUUCACCCUGCACACCAUCUACCGCCUCUCGAAGGGCCGCUCACUCACCAAGGCUCAGAGGGACGCCAUCGAGGAGUGUCUGUUGGCUGUUUGCAAGCACCUUCGUCCCUCGAUGCUGCAGCAGCUCCUACGCCGACUUGUCUUUGACGUGCCCUUGCUGACUGAAUAUUGCAAGAUGCCUCUAAGGCUGUUGACUAACCACUACGAGCAGAACUGGAAGUAUUACUGCCUCCCAUCGGGUUGGGGAAGCUAUGGCACGGCAUCAGAGGAUGAGCUUCUGCUCACCAAGAAGAUCUUUUGGGGCGUCUUUGAUUCCCUGUCCCAGAGGAAAUAUGACCAGGAGCUUUUCAAGAUGGCAAUGCCGUGCCUCAGUGCCAUUGCCGGAGCUCUACCACCGGACUACGUCGAUGUGUCCAAUAACACCGCAGUGGAGAAGCUUGUGUCUGUAGACGCUCAAGGCAACUUUGACCCCAAACCCAUCAACACCUACAACAUCGCUCUCCCGGAGAAGCUUGAGCACUUUGUCAACAAAUAUGCCGAACAUUCUCAUGAGAAAUGGUCCGCAGAAAAGGUGUUGCUGGGAUGGAAAUACGGCGACUGUGUGGAUGAGAAGGGAAAGACCCACCCUCAGCUUAGAAGUUACAAAGCUCUGACAGAAAAGGAGAAAGAGAUUUACAGGUGGCCUAUUAGGGAGUCCUUGAAGAGCAUGCUGGCUAUGGGAUGGACUGUCGACAGGACUAAGGAUGGGGAGAGCAUGUCUCUGCAGAGGGAGAAUGAGAAACUGCGCAAGAUUUCACAAAUAUCACAGGCAAAUGGAUUCAGUCCCAGUCCCAUAGACACGAGCAAUGUAGUUCUCUCCAGAGAACUGCAAGGAAUGGUGGAGCUGGUGGCUGAAAAUUACCACAACAUCUGGGCCAAGAAGAAAAAGAGCGACCUUGGAAGCAGAGGUGGAGGAACACACCCUCUGCUGGUGCCCUAUGAAACCCUGACAGCGAAGGAGAAGGCCAGAGAUCGAGAGAAGGCUCAAGAUCUUUUUCGUUUCCUGCAAAUCAGUGGAUAUAGCAUUAUAAAGGGCCUGAAGGAGAUAGACCAUGACUCCUCAUCUAUGGAGAAGAGAUUUGCAUACAAGUUUCUGAAGAAGCUGCUGAAAUACGUGGACCAGGCCCAAGAGUUCAUUGCACAUUUGGAGGCCAUGGCUGCCACCGGGAAAACCGACCGAUCGCCACACGAGCAGGAGAUCAAGUUUUUCGCCAAGGUUCUGCUUCCUCUCAUCGACCAGUACUUCAAGAAUCACUCCCUUUACUUCCUCUCGUCACCCAACAAGAACCUGAGCAGCAGCGGUUAUGCCUCCAACAAGGAGAAGGAGAUGGUCACCAGGUUGGAAAUCAGACAGAAAAUCAUCUCAUCUUUUAUUUCUAAUUUUCUCUUUCAAUUCUGUGAACUCCUUCUCUUUUCCACUCUUCACACCACCAGCCUGUUUUGUAAACUGGCAGCUCUUGUCAGACAUAGGAUAUCACUUUUCGGAAGUGACUCCACUACUAUGGUCAGCUGUUUACACAUCCUGGCUCACACUCUGGACACCAGAACAGUGAUGAAAUCUGGGUCGGAGCAAGUGAGGGUCGGCCUGAGGACUUUCUUUGAGAAUGCGGCAGAGGAUCUCGAGAAGACGUUCGAAAACCUGAAGCUGGGAAAGUUCACCCACUCGCGAUCGCAGAUGAAAGGGGUGUCGCAGAAUAUCAACUACACCACCGUCGCGCUGCUUCCCAUCCUAACUGCUCUGUUUGAGCACAUCACUCAGCACCACUUUGGAGUCGACCUGCUAUUGGACGAUGUCCAAGUCUCGUGCUAUCGCAUCCUGACCAGCCUGUUUGCUCUUGGAACUGGGAAAAAUAUCUACGUUGAACGGCAGCUACCAGCUCUUGGUCAGUGUCUUGCCACUUUAGCUGGAGCAAUGCCUGUUGCCUUCUUGGAGCCCCUACUCAACAUGUACAACCCAUGCUCUGUCUUCAACUCCAAAAGUGCCCGAGAAAGAUCAACUUUGGGUGUUUCGGAUACUGUCGAGAAGAUGUGUCCCGGUAUGCCUCGCCUGGACGGCCUGAUGAAAGACAUUAAUGACAUGGCAGAGUCGGGGGCUCGCUACACUGAGAUGCCACAUGUGAUUGAAGUGGUGCUGCCGAUGCUGUGUAACUACCUGUCGUAUUGGUGGGAGAGGGGCCCUGAAAACCAGCCAGCUAGCGGCGCAAGUGUCUGCUGCACCACCGUCACCUCAGAACACCUCAGCGUCAUUCUGGGAAACAUCCUCAAGAUCCUCAACAACAACCUUGGGAUCGAUGAGGCCUCGUGGAUGAAAAGAAUAGCAGUGUACGUGCAGCCUAUCAUCAGCAAAGCCCGGGCGGAUCUGCUGAAGAGCCACUUCCUGCCCACACUGGAAAAGCUGAAGAAGAAGACAGUGAAAGUUGUGUCUGAAGAGGAGCUGCUGAGAGCCGACAGUAAAGGGGACACACAAGAGGCUGAGCUUCUCAUCCUGGAUGAGUUUGCCGUUCUCUGCCGGGACCUCUAUGCCUUUUACCCCAUGCUCAUCCGCUAUGUAGACAACAACAGGUCGAGGUGGCUGAAAGAGCCAGAUGCUGAUUCGAAUGAACUUUUCAAAAUGGUUGCUGAAAUCUUUAUCCUGUGGUGCAAGUCACAUAAUUUCAAAAGAGAGGAGCAGAACUUUGUGGUGCAGAAUGAGAUCAACAACCUGUCUUUCCUGACCGGGGACAAUAAAACCAAGAUGUCCAAGUCCUUUAAGGAAAAGUCUGGUGGACAAGAUCAAGAAAGGAGACAUAAGAAACGGCGCGGUGAGUUCUACUCCAUCCAGACGUCGCUGAUCGUCGCUGCCCUGAAGAAGAUGCUGCCCAUCGGCCUUAACAUGUGCACGCCUGGCGACCAGGAACUCAUCUCCCUGGCAAAGACUCGCUACCUCCUGAAAGACACAGAUGAAGAGGUCAAAGAUCACAUCAGGCAAAAUCUUCACUUAAGGGAAAAAUCGGAAGACCCCGCCGUGAGGUGGCAGCUGAACCUCUACAAGGACAUUGUGAUGAGAAGUGACGGGCCUGCGGAUCCUGACCGAGUGGUGGACCGAAUACAGAGGAUCUCUGCUGCUGUCUACAACCUGGAACAGGUGGAACAGCCACUUCGGUCUAAGAAAUGUGUGUGGCAGAAGCUGCUGUCCAAGCAGAGGAAGCGCGCUGUUGUUGCCUGUUUCCGAAUGGCUCCACUUUACAACCUGCCCAGGCACAAAAAUAAUAAUUACUUCCUGAAUGCCUACCGACAUAUUUGGCUGGAGAUAAUGCAUGAGAACACAGACUGUGACAGUCUGCUCUACAUGCUGACGAAAAUACAGUCCAAAGUUGAGGAGGAGGAAGAGGAGGAGGAGAGGCAGCAGCCGGACCCGCUUCAUCAGCUCAUUCUGCAUUUCAGCCACAACGCUCUGACGGAGUGCAGUUCCCUGGAUGAAGAUCCUCUGUACAUAGCAUAUGCAGACAUGAUGGCAAAGAGCUGUGCUGAGGGUGAAGAGGAGGAAGAGGAGGAAGGGAAGGAGAAGACAUUCGAGGAAAAGGAGAUGGAGAAGCAGAAGAUGCUGUAUCAACAAGCCAGGCUGCACGACCGAGGGGCCGCAGAGAUGGUGCUGCAGAUGAUCAGUGCCAGCAAAGGUCGACUUGGCGACAUGGUGACGUUCACCCUAAAACUAGGGAUUUCCAUUUUAAAUGGAGGAAACAUUGUGGUUCAGCAGAAAAUGCUGGACUAUCUGAAGGAGAAAAGAGACGUUGGCUUUUUUAAAAGUUUAUCUGGACUGAUGAUGUCAUGCAGUGUUCUGGACCUUAACGCCUUUGAGAGGCAAAACAAAGCAGAAGGUCUGGGUAUGGUCACAGAGGAAGGCUCAAUCAACGUGAGUGAGCGGGGUUCCAAAGUUCUUCAGAACGACGAGUUCACUAAAGAUCUCUUCAGGUUCCUGCAGCUUCUCUGCGAAGGACACAACAAUGACUUUCAGAACUUCCUGAGGACUCAGACUGGCAAUACGACCACCGUGAAUAUCAUCAUCAGCACGGUGGACUACCUGCUGAGGCUGCAGGAGUCUAUAAGUGACUUCUAUUGGUAUUAUUCUGGUAAAGAGGUCAUUGAUGAGGCGGGCCAGCGCGACUUCUCCAAGGCUCUGGCUGUUGCUAAGCAAGUCUUUAACUCGUUGACUGAAUACAUACAGGGUCCUUGCAUCGGUAACCAGCAGAGUUUGGCCCACAGUCGGCUGUGGGAUGCAGUGGUCGGCUUCCUGCAUGUCUUUGCAAAUAUGCAGAUGAAAUUAUCACAGGACUCCAGCCAGAUCGACCUGUUGAAAGAGCUGCUGGACCUGCAGAAGGACAUGAUCGUCAUGAUGCUCUCACUUCUCGAAGGUAACGUUGUCAACGGAACCAUUGGAAAGCAAAUGGUGGAUACUCUGGUGGAGUCUUCCAGCAACGUGGAGAUGAUCCUGAAGUUUUUCGACAUGUUCCUGAAGUUGAAGGACUUGACCACCUCAGACAGCUUCAAGGAGUAUGACCCAGAGAGCAAAGGUAUCAUCUCCAAAAAGGAUUUCCAAAAGUCGAUGGAGAACCAGAAACAAUACUCGCAAUCCGAGAUUGAGUUUCUUCUCUCGUGCGCCGAGGCUGACGAGAACGACAUGUUCAACUACGAGCAGUUUGUGGAGCGAUUCCAUGAACCAGCCAAAGACAUUGGCUUCAAUGUCGCAGUGCUGCUAACCAACCUCUCUGAGCACAUGCCGCAUGAUGCUCGGCUUGCGACGUUCUUGGACUUGGCUGAGAGUGUCCUCAGUUAUUUUGCGCCAUUUCUGGGCCGAAUUGAGAUCAUGGGAGGAGCCAAACGCAUUGAGCGGGUCUACUUUGACAUCAGUGAGUCCAGUCGCACGCAGUGGGAGAAGCCUCAGGUGAAGGAGUCAAAGCGCCAAUUCAUCUUCGACGUGGUCAACGAAGGUGGGGAGAGCGAGAAGAUGGAGCUGUUUGUCAACUUCUGUGAGGACACCAUUUUUGAGAUGCAGCUCGCGUCACAAAUUUCCGAACCCGACCCAGUGGAGCGUCCUGAGGAUGAUGAAGAUGACAGCCAGAGCAUGACAGAGAAUCAAGAAGAAGAAGAGGAGGAGACCACGAUGAUGGAGUCCUCGUCCGCCUUUACAAUCGCCUGCAUCUCCAUGAGAAAGAGCCUGGGGAACUUCCGCCAGCUGCUCACUCUGAAGAGUAUGCGACGGCAGUACAGAAGGUUCCGGAAGAUGAGUGUGCGUGAGAUGGUGCGUGGCUUCUUCGCCUUCUUCUGGAUGAUCUUCACUGGCCUCUUCCACUUCAUCUAUGGCCUCAUCUGGGGUUUCUUCCACAUCUUAUGGACCACCAUGUUUGGUGGCGGCCUUGUUGAAGGAGCCAAGAACAUGAAGGUCACCGACAUUCUGGGCAACAUGCCGGAUCCCACGCAGUUUGGAAUACAUGGAGACGUGAUGGAGAUGGAGAAGAUGGAGGCGAACGAAGCGUCUGCUAUGGCUGAGAUGGGACAGAUGUCACCAGGGGAUGCAGCGGAAUCCGACCUGAUGGCCGAGCUGCUCAACAUCCAGCCGAAAAGGGAAGGGAAGCAUGGGACGGAGCCGGGAUUGGGGGAUGUGUCUGAAGUGGUGGUGGGCGAUGCUCCUUCAAUAGCCAGUGCAGUGAAACAGAAGAAGGCUCAGAUGGCUGCAAAGAAAAGAGCUUCGAACGGAGACUACAAGUCAGACUCGGAGAAAGGAGACUCAGAGGAUGGAGAGAAGAAAGAUAAUGACAAGUUUCGAGACGAGCCUCCCCCUGACCUCCCUCUGGAGGAGAAGAGAGCCCCGAAAAAGAGGCUUGGUGUGAAGAAGGAACCUCCAGAGGCUUUCAUGGCCAGCUUCUUCGCCGGUUUGGAAGUCUACCAAACCAAAAUGCUGAACUACCUGGCUAGAAACUUCUACAACCUCCGUUUUCUGGCUCUUUUCGUGGCAUUUGCAAUCAACUUCAUCCUUCUCUUCUACAAAGUCACUGGCGAUUACUCAGACGAUGAAGACCCCUGGAAUGGAAGGAACAGAGUCGGAGAGGAGGAGGAGGAGGAGGGAGCCCUGGAGUACUUUGUCCUGCAGGAGAGCACCGGCUACAUGGCACCAACUCUUCGCUGCCUUGCCAUUCUUCACACCAUCAUCUCCUUCUUGUGUGUCGUGGGAUAUUACUACCUGAAGGUUCCCCUGGUCGUGUUCAAACGGGAAAAGGAAAUUGCGAGAAAGCUGGAGUUCGCUGGGCUCUACAUAACCGAGCAGCCAUCAGACGACGACAUCAAGGGACAGUGGGACAGACUUGUCAUCAACACACCGUCAUUUCCAAACAACUACUGGGACAAAUUUGUCAAGCGCAAAGUGAUCAAGAAGUAUGGGGAUCUGUAUGGCGCAGAGAGGAUCGCAGAGCUGUUGGGGCUCGACAAAAGUGCUCUGGACUUCAACCCCACUGAAGAAAGUGAUGCGAAAGAGGCUUCACUGGUUUCCUGGUUAAGCUCCAUCGAUACCAAGUAUCACAUCUGGAAAAUGGGCGUGGUCUUUACUGACAAUUCCUUCCUGUACCUGGUGUGGUACACCACCAUGUCCAUUCUGGGUCACUACAACAACUUCUUCUUCGCUGCUCAUCUGCUCGACAUAGCGAUGGGAUUCAAGACCCUGCGCACCAUCCUGUCCUCGGUCACCCACAACGGCAAACAGUUGGUGCUGACGGUGGGCCUGCUGGCAGUGGUGGUCUACCUCUACACUGUGGUGGCCUUCAACUUCUUCAGAAAGUUCUACAACAAGAGCGCAGAUGAUGACGAGCCAGACAUGAAGUGUGACGACAUGAUGACUUGCUACCUGUUCCACAUGUAUGUCGGAGUGAGAGCAGGAGGAGGCAUCGGGGACGAGAUCGAGGACCCGGCUGGUGAUCCCUAUGAGCUCUACAGGAUCCUGUUUGACAUCACCUUCUUCUUCUUUGUCAUCGUUAUCCUCUUGGCCAUCAUCCAGGGUUUGAUCAUCGAUGCCUUUGGUGAGUUAAGAGACCAGCAGGAACAGGUGAAAGAGGACAUGGAGACCAAAUGUUUCAUCUGUGGAAUCGGGAACGACUAUUUUGACACGACACCUCAUGGCUUCGAGACUCACACUUUGCAAGAGCACAAUUUAGCGAAUUAUCUGUUCUUCCUGAUGUACCUCAUCAACAAGGAUGAGACGGAGCACACUGGUCAGGAGUCCUAUGUGUGGAAGAUGUACCAGGAACGCUGUUGGGAUUUCUUCCCAGCUGGCGACUGCUUCCGUAAACAGUACGAGGAUCAGCUCGGAUAAACUCUGUUCACGGGGCUUCUGGGUAACAUACUCCUCCACGCUGCGGCCAGGCCGACUACCUCCGUCUCUCCAGACUCGGACCGAUCUGAGGAGCAGAACGCCGCCGUCGCUGGCGAGUCCACGACUCGGGAUUCUACUGGAGUUUUCUUUUUUUCCGAUGUCAUUGAAGUUUGACCGCUUCAACUCCACACAACCCAACAUUUAUUGCACAAUAUUUGUUCAGUUGAAGAAACGUUGGCUUGUGUGGAGGUCCGAGUCGAAACGUCGAGCUCAUUAUGCACAAUGUUUCCAGAAUGUUCAACUCGAGACUUAAGGCCAAAACAAAAUACUGUUUUUUUCCCUGAUAAUUUAACCGCGCAUAUCGAAAAAGAGACACUUUCUAGGAACUAUUUUUUCAUCAAGUGCCUUACUAGAGCGAUUCUACAUUACAAUGAAGCUAUGCAACAUGUUCUUUAUUGUAUGUACGUGGAGUCCUUCCGGCGCUGACGUCUCGUCUGUGAUUCUCGAUGUGAGAGGACGAAUAUCUCUGGUGUAUCGACCGUGAAUUUUUGGCUGAAUGAAGUGUAACCGCAGAUGUUCAAAGGUAAACGGUGUUUAAAAAAAGUCCGGAUGUUCUAGUCCAGAUAUGAAACUGCUGUCGUUUGGCCGUUUGUAUGUGGUAGCUUUGCAGGUUUGUGCUUUAUGGUUUAUUUAUUUAUUUUUGGACGAGAUACAAAUAAAGACGUUGAUGCAGAAAUUUACAUUUCUUUUUAAAAUUGUGUCUUUUUAGAAAUACUCACUAA
Molecule: messenger RNA, 15713 nt
Organism: Synchiropus splendidus (mandarinfish)
Lineage: Eukaryota; Metazoa; Chordata; Actinopteri; Syngnathiformes; Callionymidae
Product: ryanodine receptor 3-like
Exons: 104
Coding region: 154-14931 (4925 amino acids)
Biological process (GO): intracellular calcium ion homeostasis; calcium ion transmembrane transport
Cellular component (GO): sarcolemma; Z disc; sarcoplasmic reticulum membrane
Molecular function (GO): ryanodine-sensitive calcium-release channel activity; protein binding
Source: RefSeq, a predicted model, not a curated record